Micropterus salmoides (largemouth bass) is the source of this 922-nucleotide messenger RNA. Its product is annotated as RNA cytosine C(5)-methyltransferase NSUN2-like. Gene Ontology annotation, cellular component: nucleus; cytoplasm. NCBI's taxonomy places the organism in Eukaryota, Metazoa, Chordata, Actinopteri, Centrarchiformes, Centrarchidae. The record is from RefSeq and is a predicted model, not a curated record. Gene Ontology annotation, biological process: tRNA methylation. Gene Ontology annotation, molecular function: tRNA binding; tRNA (cytidine-N5)-methyltransferase activity.
ACACGUUUCGAGGAUACACAGCGCAGCAGUCCAUCUUCAAACGCUCAGUACAUUGACGAGUUGCAGGUCACUUUUCUCUGCAUCCAUCCACCACGUCGUUCCGCAGACUUUUCUCCAGAGUUGUGUGCUACUCCAACAUGGGGAAAAGAAGCAGGCAGCGACAGAAAAACCAGACUGCUGGCAGGGACGACAGAGACAACGCUGGCUGGGGAGCUGGCUAUGCUGACAUUGUCAAGGAGAAUAAGCUGUUUGAGCACUACUACAAGGAACUAGGCCUAGUGCCUGAAGGAGAGUUUGAACAGUUCAUGGAGGCCAUGAGGGAACCGUUGCCAGCAACCAUCCGCAUCACUGGGUACAAGAGCCAUGCUAAGGAAAUCCUCCACUGUCUGAAGGAAAAAUACUUUAAGGAUAUUCAAGAGCUGGAGAUCGAUGGUCAGAAGACUGAGGCUCCACAGGCUCUGAGCUGGUAUCCUGAUGAGCAGGCCUGGCACACCAACAUGAGCAGGAAGAUCAUCAGGAAGUCACCCCUGCUGGAGAAGUUCCACCAGUUUUUGGUCAGCGAGACAGAGUCUGGUAACAUCAGCCGACAGGAAGCUGUCAGUAUGAUCCCUCCUCUCCUCCUGAAGAUUGAGUCCCACCACAAGAUUCUGGACAUGUGCGCAGCUCCAGGGUCGAAGACAGCCCAGCUGAUUGAGAUGCUCCAUGCUGACAUGGACGUGCCGUUUCCAGAGGGCUUUGUCAUUGCCAACGACGUGGACAACAAACGCUGCUACCUGCUUGUGCACCAAGCCAAGCGCCUCAACAGCCCCUGCAUCAUGGUGGUCAACCACGACGCCUCCUGCAUCCCCACACUCAAGAUCGACUCAGAUGGCAAGAAGGACGUCCUCUUCUACGACCGCAUCCUGUGUGACGUACCCUGCAG